CUUUGCAGUUGAUUUGGGCUUCAGAGUUGAGAGAGAAAGAAAGAGAGAGAGAGAUGUCGUCGCACGGGAACUUAUCGGCGGCGAACGAUCCACGACAGCCAUCGGCGGCGAAGCCUUACGUCCCUCCGGCGGUGGCGCCGCAAGAUCUGCCUGUCGAUUACUCAGGUUUCAUCGCCGUCAUCUUCGGCCUCUUCGGCGUCAUGUUCAGGUACAAACUGAGCUCGUGGCUUGCGAUCAUAUUCUGCGCACAAUCGAUCGCCAACAUGAGAAACUACGAAAACGAUCUCAAGCAGGUCUCCAUGGCCAUGAUGUUUGCUAUAAUGGGAUUGGUGUCAAAUUACUUUGGGUAUGCUCGUCCUGGCAGGAAGAGUUGAGAUUCCAUGGAUUACUCUAGGAAAUUCUAGAAGCGGUGCGGAGUAGCUGAGUUAGAUUGCUACCAUCUUGAGUUGGAGAGGAUUGUGUUCAUCCUCCUGAUAUAUAAAUGUAAGGAAGUGUAACUUCUGUAAACUCUUAUAUUUGGACUUCUAGAUUGUGGUUGAUGUCUGUAAUGUUAUUUACAUGCUCAUGUAUGUACAAUACUGUAUGUCCUGUGGAUGGAGCCCUGAAUGUUGUCAGCGGCUCAAGUAAUAGAACCUCCU
Molecule: messenger RNA, 638 nt
Organism: Morus notabilis
Lineage: Eukaryota; Viridiplantae; Streptophyta; Magnoliopsida; Rosales; Moraceae
Product: protein Asterix
Exons: 4
Coding region: 54-374 (106 amino acids)
Biological process (GO): protein insertion into ER membrane
Cellular component (GO): endoplasmic reticulum membrane
Molecular function (GO): protein folding chaperone
Source: RefSeq, a predicted model, not a curated record